Mugil cephalus (flathead mullet) is the source of this 9817-nucleotide messenger RNA. It is a transcript of the gene bnc2, whose product is annotated as basonuclin 2. NCBI's taxonomy places the organism in Eukaryota, Metazoa, Chordata, Actinopteri, Mugiliformes, Mugilidae. The coding region runs from base 866 to 4834 and encodes 1322 amino acids. Gene Ontology annotation, biological process: regulation of DNA-templated transcription. The transcript has 7 exons. Gene Ontology annotation, cellular component: nucleus. The record is from RefSeq and is a predicted model, not a curated record.
UUUACGCAAUGUAUAACAAAAAACAUAUAGUGUCUUUUUUGAAUAACGCCGGAUCCUUGCUGUUGUGCUUCCACGAGCUGUAAUGCGCGACUCUUUGCCAAUUUCUUAUCUUGGGGCUAAGGGUUUUUGACACAUUUUUGUUGCAGGGAGAUGUGACUCUUCGUACUGACUAGACAUCGUAAAUCACCUCAUCGGGCACGGACACUCCAUGGACCGACAGUCACUCGGGUUACAGUCACACGCAGCGUGUAAAACACUAGUCUGAUUUCACCCAGCAUAACUCAGAAGCCACCUUCUCUCCAGCCCGGACCGUCCGCUGCUCCUCUCGGCGCAGUGUGCUGACUCCGCAGAAGGAAAUCACCGGGGAAGUGUAGGAAGGCGGGUAAUUUUUUUUCUUUUUUUUUUUUGUUCGUUUUUCAUCAAGGUAGGACAAGCAGUCACAACCCAGCUCCUGGCAGUCUGCGACCCCGUUUCCUCGAUUUCUUCACUUUACGGUUUGCUUGAAGGAGAGGCGACAGCGUGUCGUGGUCGCGCGUUCUUCUCUGAGAGACCGACGCGUAUCCAACCGACGCGCGUUUCUUCCCAGCGAGACAGCGGCAGCAGCAGCAGCAGCCGGAGACCCUGCGAUUCUCGGGAUAAAAAGAGUGACCUUAUUCCCGUGUUACAGCUAAAACUGUCAUAAACCUCGGCUCUUAGUUGGUACGAAAAAGAAAAACCACCCGUGAGUCACCGCGUUCAGCGCGCAGGACUGAAGAGGAGAAAGUUCCCCACUUGAGGGCGAAAUCAGACUUUUUUGAGGACGCCAAGCUUUCCAAGUUUGAAAAGUGCCAGGAGCAUCGAGGUCUGUCAGAUACAACAUGCAGCAAUGUCCAAGGAGGCAGAGUUGGAUGUGAAAGGCAGUGAGUGUGACACAGUCCCACCAGAGCCCAGCAGAGACCAAGAGCCGCCCAGGCCACCUCCAGCUAAGGCUAACGGACCCACCGGCACAGCUGGCGUUUGCACGAGCAUCCCCUCCAGUAGCAACAGUAGCAGCAGCAGCAGCAGCAGCAGCAGCAGCAGAAGUGGUCUGGGUGGCAUUAGCAUCGUUAGCAGCAGCGCUGAGGGAGCAGGCGAAAGCUCCAUGCAGUUCAGCACCAGACCGCCUAGUGCUGAGCAGCCGGGCUUCAUGGGGACAUGGCAGCAGCAGAGCACUGACAGCAACCUCCUCUACAGAAUGUCCCAGCAGGGUGCUGUAACGCGGCUUCCUUUGAAGUGCGACAGGUCGACUAUGGGCCGAGACCUGGAAGAGGCCAUUCGCUGCACACUGGUGAACUGCACAUGUGAGUGUUUCCAGCCAGGGAAGAUUCAUCUGCGAACAUGUGACCAGUGCAAACAUGGCUGGGUAGCUCAUGCCCUGGACAAGCUCAGCACCCAGCACCUCUACCACCCGACCCAGGUGGAGAUCGUCCAGUCCAACGUGGUGUUCGACAUCAGCAGCCUGAUGCUGUACGGCACCCAGGCCGUGCCCGUCAGGCUCAAGAUCCUCCUCGACCGCCUCUUCUCCGUGCUCAAGCAGGAAGAGGUGCUGCACAUCCUGCACGGCCUGGGCUGGACCCUCCGAGACUAUGUCAGGGGCUACAUACUGCAGGAUGCUGCAGGCAAGGUGCUGGACCGCUGGACCAUCAUGUCCCGAGAAGAGGAGAUCAUCACCCUCCAGCAGUUCCUGCGCUUUGGUGAGACCAAGUCCAUUGUGGAGCUGAUGGCUAUUCAGGAGAAGGAGGGUCAGGCAGUUACAGUUCCCUCUUCCAAGACAGACUCCGGGAUUAGGACAUUCAUUGAAAGUAACAACAGGGCCCGCAGCCCAGGGCUCCUGACACAUCUGGAAAACAGUAGCCCAUCCAGCAUUCACCAUUUUGAGAAUAUUCCCAAUAGUUUAGCCUUCCUCCUGCCAUUCCAAUACAUCAACCCAGUCUCAGCCCCCAUGCUUGGGUUGCCUCCGAAUGGCCUCCCUAUGGAGCAGUCUUCUCUUCGGCUUCGAGAACCCAGCCUGCCAAACCAAGGAGAACAAGUAGAUACUAGUGAAUCAGAAGUGUCCCUAUCACCCUACCGCACAGGUCAAAGCCCAAGUCGAGGAGUGCUUGGGGCCAUUAACAGCAACACUGAACCUAAGACAGAACCCAACAACCGGGCAUCACCCAUCUCACCAACCCCUUCCACCCAGCAGGCUCAGCAGCAGCAACAGCAGUCACAGCUUCAGCAGCAACAGCAACAGCAGUCAGGCCAACAGCAGUCUCAAAGUCAACCUCAGCAACCCAACAGCUUGAGUGACCACCAGGUCCACCACCACUUUGUAAAGGAGGAACAGUCUAAAACCAUCACUCACCCUUCCUUCUCAUCUAAGAUGCAUCGCAUGCGCCGCAUGGGAGCCACCUCACGCAAGGGUCGUGUGUGCUGCAACUCAUGUGGCAAAACCUUUUAUGAUAAAGGCACACUUAAGAUACAUUAUAAUGCUGUACACCUGAAGAUAAAACAUCGUUGCACCAUUGAGGGCUGCAAUAUGGUCUUCAGCUCACUACGCAGCCGCAACCGCCACAGUGCCAAUCCCAAUCCACGGCUGCACAUGCCCAUGCUGCGCAAUAACCGUGACAAGGACCUCAUCCGUGCCAAUUCAAACCCUGGUACACCGGUCAUCUCAAGCACCAAGAAUGGUGGCUUCACUCUCACCAGCCCUGGAAGGCCACCACUAGGCUUCACUACUCCACCAGUAGACCCACUGCUGCAGUCACCCUUGCAAAGUCCACUGGUGUUCCCCUCCCUGAAGUCAGUGCAGCCAGUCCAACCAGUGCCCCCAUUCUACCGAACAUUACUGUCCCCUGCAGACCUUGUCAGUCCUCCAGUGUCACUGCCCACCAGCCCCAUCAUGCCCACCACAACCAACAGCACCGCCCUGAUGGACCAGCAACAGCAGAUGCUGGCUGCUGCAGGAGUGGGGUCACACAAUAAUGUUCAUGUGUCAGAGGCAGGACACAUGUCCCACCGCCUACCUACACCUAGUGCCAAUCAGGACCUCACUGGCAGCAGUGACCCCACGCCCAAAAAGAAGCCUCGUAAAUCUAGCAUGCCAGUUAAAAUUGAGAAGGAAGUGAUUGAUGUGGCGGAUGAUUAUGAGGACAAAGACGACGACGACGAUGAUAACAUCCACCACAAUCACCACCAUCACCAGUCAUCUCUGCUUCACAACAAUGUCAAAAUUAAUGGAAAUUGUAACAGCAACAACAACAGUGGUACCGGCAACCACAGUGGUGGUAGUGGACAGCAAUCCCCGUCCCAGGACGAGAUGAGCCCUGGCUUAGCUCUGAGGGGAAUGAUGAGGCAAAGUGAAGAUGAAUGCAGGGAAGGGACUGGCAGUGACAGCAGGGGUGGCGCUUCUGAGCUGCGCUGUAUGGACAGCUUUACCUCUGAGGAUCAAGACCAUGAGAGAGACUUUGAGAAUGAGUCUGAAACCUCAGAUUCCAAGAUGUUCUACCGAGAUGAGCUGAUGGAUGUGGAGGAACAGCAAAAGCACAGCAGGGGUGCAAGGGGUCUGGACAGGGAAGACAACGACGGUAGUGAGGAAGCCCACUUGAGAAAGGAAAUGGAAGGAAAAGGCCAUUCCUCACCUUCCACUCACCAGCCUCCUAUCAAGAUCAAGGAAGAACUCAAUGAUCCAACUUAUGACAUGUUCUGCAUGGGCCAGUAUGGCCUCUAUAAUGGAGGCAUGGCAGCAGCUGCUGCUGCCGCUGCAAGCAUGGCUGCCCUGCAUGAGAGCUUCAUCUCUUCGAUGGGCUAUGGUGCCAGCCCGCCCAAAUUCCCUUCAUCUCAAUCACCAGAGGGAGAUCCGUGUUCAAGCCCCGACCCCAAGAUCUGCUAUGUGUGUAAGAAGAGCUUCAAGAGCUCCUAUAGCAUGAAACUACACUAUAAGAAUGUGCAUCUUAAAGAGAUGCAUGUGUGCACUGUGGCUGGCUGCAACGCUGCUUUCCCAUCCCGGCGGAGCCGAGACAGGCACAGCUCCAACAUCAACCUGCACCGUAAACUGCUGACCAAAGAGCUGGACGACAUUGUCCUGGACCCCCAACUCACGCCACUGCCCAAGGACCUGCGAGCCGAGUUACUGGCCAAGCUCUACGCCGGGCACCACAUGGCUCUGGACCCUAUGGUCGGGAUGGGCAUCGGAAGCGCCGGCCUCAGGCCCACCGGCCUGAACCACCACAAUGUCCAUUCCCCCAUGAGCAACGAGCAUCCCCACUACCCCUUCCACCAAGACAUUAAAAACCACCACACCAACGGUUUCUCCCGGGGCCAGCCAGAAGACUACAUGGUGUUGGACCUGAGCACCACGUCCAGUGUUCAAUCCAGCAGCAGCGUCCACUCCUCACACGAGUCAGACGAGGGCAGCGACGAAGGCAUCCUAUUGGACGACCUGGAGGAGGAGGGAGAAGAAGAGGAGGAGGAGGAGGGCAACAGUGAGGGAGAGGACUACUCCCACCGGGCCGUGGGGCAGGCUGAAGGGGGACAUCGGGAUGAGACCGGAGAACUAAAGGUCGAGGGGUUGGACCCCUCCUCCUCUCCGUUCCUGCUUUCGUCCACCGGGGGCAGUAAUGGCAGCAGCAAUGGGAUCCUCUGUAAUAUCUGCCACAAAAUGUACAGCAACAAAGGGACCCUGCGCGUACACUACAAGACUGUGCACCUGCGCGAGAUGCACAAGUGCAAAAUCCCCGGUUGCAACAUGGUGUUCAGCUCUGUGCGCAGCCGUAACCGACACUCUCAAAACCCCAACCUCCAUAAAAACAUGCCCUUCUCUACAAUAAUAGACUAAAGAAUGACUUGCUACGCUAUCCUCCUGUCAGUCUGCCCACUCCUCCCUUCAUUCUUCACUCUUAUUUCUCCACAAAUUAGCUUUUAACCCCAAGGCCAUCAAAUACAAGCUAAAUGCCUGUACGCCUCCUGCCCGUCCUAUGUAAGACAUUACAAGACAUUUCUAUCUCCAUCUAUAAAAUGAAACGACUCUCAGUACAGUUCAUCAUCGCGUCCUUUGACUUUUCCUUCUAGGGAAGAACGGGAUGACACUCUUGAGCAUGGAGUUUGCUUUAUUACAAAACUCCUCUUUUUUUCCCCCCCUUUCUUUUCCCAGAAGCCCCUUCCAUCGUGUCCUUUAUAACUCCCCCCCCCCCAACUUUGUGUUUAUGUCCGCCUCCAAAGAAUCCGAAUUCAAACUCUUAUUUGUGACUUUGCCUGCAGAAAUGAUAGUAUUGAGAAAAAAAAAAAGAAAAAAAAGAAAAAGAAAAUCUUCUUGUUGUAUUUGUGUAAUGAUAGCUUUUAAAUGAACCCCUUACAAAAGCAUGACGGCUUCAUUUGUAAAUAAUGUUCCAAGAGGCUUUUGGUGUAAAAGAGUUGUGUUGAUGGUUGUUUGCUUCUUUUUUUUCCUCUCUUUAUGGUUUUAUGUUACAGUCCAGUACAAUACUUCCAGCUAUAGGCAAGAAAGAGGUAGCAUCUUACUAGCUUGACUCAUUUAUUUUAGCUUCAAAGACACAUUUUAAACUGAGUCCUAGGGAAAAAAAAAGAAUAUCAUGUGUGACUUGUUUUAUCUACUUGUUAGAUAUUCAGAGGUUGCCGGCAUGCUUUUUUAGGCUCCUACACUGAUAUCAUUCUCUGUAUUUCUAUUGAUUUUUUUUUCUUUUCUUUUUUUUUUUUGUCUGUUAUGUUUAUGAGCUUUAGUAUACCAAUUCAGUUUUUGCACUUUGCAUCUAUACAAGGGGAUGUGUAAUAUUAUUAUAAUGAGGAUUUUUUGCAAUGGUGAGUAUAGGUGUCGUUUGGGGUCAUCGAUGGCUACAACGCCGAGGGAAGUGACAGUACCUUCAACAUACUUGUGCCAGUUUCUUUUUGCACGCGCUCCGUUUCACACACAGCUUCACAGCAGAGGGCAUCCUGCCACCCUGAACAAAACCUGAGAUCUUCCCCCAUUGCCCCCCCCCCCCAUCAGCAUAUUCAGAAAGUGUUUCCAAAGUGUCUUCAAAACAAAUCCAGGCCCGGCUAAAUAUGAAGCGCUGUUUUACAAAAGCAGAGGAGUUAAUCCUCCCCCACCUUUUUUUUUUUUUUUUUUUUUUUUUGUUGCUUUAAGAGUAACUUCAAAAUUUAUUAUGACCACAGUAAUUACUUCUGGGGGUUUGGUGAGUUAUUCGUUCUGGAGCAUGCAGGAACUGGCAUUGUUCUCACAAAAAAAGGCAUCUUACAGAAAUAUGAUUGUCCCAUAGAUUUAAAAAAAAAAAAAAGGAUAGAAAAAUAGAUAAAAUUAGUCCUUCAACUGUGACCCAAACAAGUGUUUGCUUAAAGAAAAGACAAAAAGAAAAGAGAAGCUCUUUCAGUGUGAUGUCGUACUUAAAAUCACACUCCAUUUGAUGCACUUGAGUCUUAAAACUUUCGCUGUGAUAUUUUGGUUUUCCAUCGCUGAGCGUCGCCUUCAGAUAUACUUUAGAAAAAAAAGAUGUGGCCAUUUCUCUGGCUGUUGGCUGUGCAGCGAUUUUUAAACUUGUCCAUGACUGUCUUACGGUACAAAUGUUUCCAGUGAUUGGGCAAAGUAGCCAAGGGAAGGGGUAUUUAUUAGCGGGUGAUGUGUCUUCAUGGAUAUGUUUUUGUCCAGUAUAAGAAUAUCUUUUGUAAAAAGACAAAAAAACUGAGAUUGUUCCUUAAGUUUGACUUGUUUAUCAAUGUAUUAGCAUUGCCAUGUGUUACUAUACAAGGAGAUCUUAACUCUUACUUGACUGGUGCUACACACAGUGGGAAAAUAUGCAGUGUUAUGCGGUGUGCUGUACAGUAUUCACAACACCCUACAUCCAUAGCAGUGUUGAGUUCCACGUGUUUCACGCGUAAGCCAUUUUUGCAAUACAGACAUGACCUAUCUGUCCUAUUGAAAUAUUUCAUGUUCUUUUUUAAGACCCCACCUAUAUGACACAUGCAGUUUUUAGUCCUCUCUUCUCAGAGAUAAAGAGGCCGAGACAGAGAGCUGAGGCUGAUGGAAAGGUUGCGGAGGUGGAGGGCUGACUAGGGAGGAAAGGAUGACAGCAGCGAUCAUUAAAAAUGUGCUGCUUCUCUGUUACCUGGAGGCGUCCCGCCAUUCCAGCUCCUUCUGUCUAAUAACUCACUUGUCACUUCGUUACACUGCCAGAUGCCAAGGUUGCUGACAGGACUGUGACACUGACAGAAGGAGAAAAAGAAAAGAAAGAGAGAGAGCGAGCGAGCGUGCCUUCGUGCGCGCCGAACAAUUUAAUUUGACUCCCCCGAUUUAGCUGAAUUCAAUUCAUCCGAACAUUCUCCGCGCGCGCUUAUUCUUAUUCAGUGUCAUCUGUAAUUCAGUUCAAUUCAGUCCCUUUCUCUCGCCGUGCUUUCCUCUUUGUCUGCCAGCGCGCAGUCAUUUAGCAGCCGCCUUACCCAUUUCUUCAACCCGCCACUCACUCACCACCUCCACACGCCACAGCGCAGAUCCUACAGGGACACACACUAAUAGUGUAUGCUUAAGUUCACCGGACGGCCAUGGCAUAGGAAAAAGGGAUGGGUAAUUGCCUGUUUAUCCCAAGUGAAGGGAAAAUUGAGUACAGGAACCCCUGACUUCUCCCAGGAGUGGGUUUCACUGAGGCGCUCGCUGCCUCAUUCGCUCAUUCAAUCCCCCCGGCACUCGCUCUGGCAGAAAUAUAUAUAUUUAAAAAAAAAAGUGCUACUCCAGGAACCCUGCUGACAGCUGUCUCUCUAACAGACAACCAUACGAGCGUACACAAGAGGAGAGAGCGGCACACACUCGGAAGGAUGACAAGACCUAGAUGACUUGUUAACCUCUAGUGACGGAGGAGACAGGGGCAGAGAAAAAUAUUCCCACCGCAGGAAAUGAAACUCUCCUAUUUAAACAUUAUAGCAAGCGGCCACCACGCAGAAAGACGACCAAGGCAGAACGGAUACGGAGCCAGAGGAGGGUCACACACAAAUCUCUUCACGCGUCAUCCUAAAUAUUCCGACGUGUUUUGAGUCAUUUUAUUGAGAAAAAAAAAAAAGCUAUAAAAUGAAGAGAAUUAAAAAGAGAGUCACAGACUGUGUUUACCUCCCUAGAAUUAACAGAGCCGUAUAAACCUAAAACAUCAUCUUAAUGUAACUGUCCUUUGGCCGAUAACCUCAGUUUCACCGAGUAGCUUAAAGGCUUAUUUUUUUUUUCCUUUUCUUUUCAAAGUAACACAUUCCUUAUGUUCUCUACUUAGCUGUCCAGGUCUCAAGUAGCAGCUGCGGAGUGUGACCCGUGUCACGCUCGAACAAUUGUGUGUUCCUGACGUCAAACACCGAACGCGUUCCUUUGAAACUCCCUCUGCCUCUGCUCCCGCCCCCCUCACCGUCCUGGAUGGCGCUGGUCAUGCCAGCAGAGCGCAGAGCUGCAAAAACACACAAAGUGUUUGGAAAGUGUUCUCGCAGCAGUCGCUUAACAAAGCGGAGAGGGGGUUGACGACAAAUAGGAAGAAAGCGGCAGGGCCAGGACUCAUCACCAGCUCCUUCCUGAUUGCCUCUUGGAGAGCGAUCGAGCCACCUCUCACACGUCCACCCCACUCCCCCUCACUCACUCGGCUCUCCUCUGAGAAAUGACCACCGAUUUCCCGCUGUUCUGAGAAAGCUCCCAGUCCGACCUUUGCGUUUCUUUAAUUCUGCAGCGGCGCGGGUCCAGCCGCACUCUUGCUACCUAGUGACCGGGCUUCAGGACGGCAGGAACACGUCUCCCAGGGCGCCUCAUUGGUCCAGGCCACUGGAGUGAAUCUUAAAUAUUUGAUUAGAGCAGCGUCAGGCAUCAAUUAUUCUGCAGUUCCACACAGCCCACUAAGGGGUGGGGGUGGGGGUGGGGUCGGUUGGGAGGGGGCGUUGAACGGGUGAAACGCCUGACCUGUUAAUCGCUGUCCAUUUCCUUCACGGCAGAGAGUGAGCGAGCAGGUGAAAUAUGUGUAAGCAGAGAGAAUGAGCUGAGAGGUGACCCCGCAUGCAAACCGCCCAGUUAAUGUAGCUCAUGAAACAAAGUGAGGUUGAAAUGUUCGAUGGGACGUCAUUAGUAUUAUGCAGAUAGGAGGAAAUACACACACGUGGGUUUGUAUAGAUGCUUCAGUCUCGCGUCUUAUGUUCGCAAAAGAAUGCCCUCAUUAAUUUGAACUGGAACCUGUGAAAUGUCAAUGAUCCUGAAAAAAAAGAAGAAUGCUGUAAAUUCAUAAAAUGUUUUUUUUUUUUUUUUUUACUUCAUUGUAUUUCCAAAUAUAUUUUACAGUCUUAAAGUAUGAAUAGCUUGAAGAGCUGGUGAAUUUCGCUUUUUUUUUUCCACUUUUUUUUUUUUGUUCAUUGUUGUUGUUUUUUUUUUUUGUGUGUAUGCAAUGCAUUUUGUGUCCGUGUCUUAAAAAGCCUGUGUUACAGCACCGGCUCUCGACAGCGUUGCAUGGCUACAUAGUCGCACUGCAAAGAACAAACAGCGCAAAAAGGAGCUUGCGUCACUCUGGUGUCAAAAUGGUGAUUCGGAAGCCUCGUGAAUACUGUAUGUUACCUAAAGAGGUGUUCCCCAUUUGCAAACAGAAGGAAAAGAAAAUAUCCUUUUUAAGAGACUCUUUUUUUUUUCCUUUCUUUUUAGCCUUUUCUUGUAUUUGUUUCUGUAUCAUAACUGUCUAUGGUUUUUGCAUAAAAUGCAUAAGGGUUUUGGGAUGUAAAUGGAAUUUUAUUCAUAUUUUGUCCAAAUACCUCUUGUAAUUUGUAUCAGAAUUCUUGUACAAUUUUUAUAUUAAAGAUUUAUCAGUCA